Messenger RNA from Oncorhynchus gorbuscha (pink salmon), 1307 nucleotides. RefSeq lists its product as uncharacterized. The transcript is spliced from 4 exons. Bases 331 to 774 code for a protein of 147 amino acids. Lineage: Eukaryota; Metazoa; Chordata; Actinopteri; Salmoniformes; Salmonidae. The record is from RefSeq and is a predicted model, not a curated record.
ACUGCCGUCCCACCCUUCCAUAUAAAAUGUACCUGGAAUGCUCAAUAUAGUUUCUAUAAAUUAUGUUUCUGGUUUAACUUGUUGAUUUAACCGUCGAUAUUCACCAAUCUGGGUGCCAUUUGCUUGUUACCGUCGAUACUCACCAAUCUUUUUGGGUGCCAUUUGCUUGCGAAUGCUUUCGCAUUCCGGUGUGCGCUCUAUAAAAUUGUUGGGGUGCGCCGUGAGCGUACAGACAUUGCAGAUCCUAUAACCAAGAAAGCACAACAGCAUUCCAGCACCAAACUUUUACAACUCAGCAUCCACAAGACGAGGCAACGGAGAAAAUCUACCAUGUCAGGAGAAGAAAUAAUCCACACCACCUACAAGCACAUGGAAGUAACAGGGAAGAUAGCGUCAGUCAGAAAUUCCUUUUCUCGAAACCAACCAGUCAUCAUUGUCAAGGAGAAGCAAAAGAAUGAGAAAAUCAAUCAUGAAGUGACCGUCUACCACUUGAAAAGGGAUUCGAAAUCUGUUGGAUUGGCGUUCAGUUUCCGGCAUAAUGAUCAGACAGUUUUCUCUGUUGUCGACGGGGAUGACGUGAAGCUAGAGAUGAAACCAGACGUGAAGACAGCCUGUUCAGACGAGAAUUGCCUGUUCCAGUGGCAUGAGAAGAUGGGGGAGUGGGGCCUCCUGAAAUCUGUGGCGGAACCUCAAAAGUACCUCUGUAUCGUCAACAACAAGGUCACCGUCGGCCCACGGGAAAAGAAGGUUAAAUUUCGGCUGACAUCAAAGUGAAUCAGUACAUUAGACAUCUUGACAGUUGUCUGCAUAGAUAACCGGCUUGUCGCCUUCCGGGGUCAGAAGAAUACUUGUCUUAGUGAAUUAUCCCUUUUAAAUAGGAUGAUAAGCAUCUUUGAUUAUUACAGGCCACUAUUAUAUCUAUGCUUACGUGUAUUUUAGUCGAGCAAAACCGGUUGUGGAAGGUACUACCCUGCUUACAGACACCUGCACACUCAACAUCAAUAUUCAGUACAUAGAGUUUGUCUCAGAAUUUAAUUCUAAAUACAAGUUGAAUUACUUUGUAAAAGGAAUGAUGGGAGAGAGAGAAACACUGUAUAUAGACAUAAUUACAUUUGAAAUGCUUGAAUUAUUUUGGAAAUUUCAGUGUAAAUUUGUUUUUAACUUUUGAUAUUGAUUUCCCUUCCUUUGGCAAUGUGAACAUAUGUUUCCCAGGGGGUGAGAGGGAGAGACUUUUAUUAAAGAAUGUGAAACAUAUGUUUCCCAGGGGUUGAGAGGGAGAGACUUUUAUUAAAGAAUGUGAAACAUUA